Messenger RNA from Peronospora matthiolae, 4002 nucleotides. The record is from the annotation of a GenBank genome assembly. NCBI's taxonomy places the organism in Eukaryota, Oomycota, Peronosporomycetes, Peronosporales, Peronosporaceae.
AUGGCGGACGCCACGCCCAAGCUGGAGCUCGAAGGUCGUGCCCCCCACCGGUCCAUUGACGAAACAGACAGGAUCGAGAUUCCGUGGUCCGGGGGAUUUAGGACGUGGCAAUGGACGAAAUGCUGGAAACGAGGACGAGAGUCCAGUGGACACAAGCGAGUCAACUCCAGUCGAGGAGGAGAAGAAGAAGACGAACGCAGUGCAAGUCGCGUCAGUGCGAGCUCGAGGCUGCACGCGCUCGACCAGCAGCAGCAGCUCAAGCAGCAGAUUGCACACUACUCGACGAUGCGCGUGCACAUGAAGCGCGUGCAAUUGUGUCUCGAGCGAGAGAAACGCAACAAGUUCUACAAAGAGUUGGUCGUCUACCUCGGCUUCUUGGCUAUCGUUCUGGCCACGUUGUUGUCGCUGCCAGUUCAUUCGCGGUUUGAGCAAAACUCGGCACUUGCGAGCACGUACUUUGAGGAACAAGUGACGCAUGAGACGCCGUUGAAAACCUUUUACACAGUUGGCAGUGAGAGUGAAAUGUGGCAGUGGAUUCAGGGACCGAUGGUGGCUCAGUUCUACGACCCGCCACUUCGGAAUAAUCGCGCGAUUGGCAGCAUCGAGAUCCGAUCUGGUCGUGUCAAAGGCACGCUCUGCAGUCAGACAGCAGGACGACAGGACGUUGUUAUGUUUUCGGACGAGAUUUGUUACCCUGCGUUCUCGAGUCAAAGCGAAAUGAAAGAGCCGUACGGGAAUGAAAGUGGCGUGCUGGGUGCGCAGUAUCGGUGGACUGAUGAACUGAGCAAGUUGCUACAGUCCGAGACAUUUGGUCCAGGCUUUGUGAGCUACGGCGAGGAUUACGGCCGCGGCGGAUACGCGGUUUAUCUGCCGCGUGACAACUAUACUGCCGCCAUCGUGUUGACCAAGCAGCUGAAAAGUGACUUUAUUGGAGAUGAUACACGGUACUUGGUCUCGUCAUUUGCGUUCUAUAACGCGCGCAGCAACAUUUUCUCACACGUGCAGGGGCUUUUUGAGCUGAGCAACACGGACUACAUCGAGGUUACGGGAAGAGUCAAAAGUUUUCAGAUUGCGGCAAGCUACAAGGACACGAAAGAGUUCCUGGAGGCCAACGCCCUCGUGAUUGUCCUAUUGGCUGCCACGCUACUGCUUGUGACUCGCGAAAUCUCGGAUUUGCGCAACUUUGGGCUGCGUAAGUACGCACAGUCUCUCUGGAAUCUCUUGGAUAUGUUCCAGCUCGUGCUACUGAUUGUAUUUCUCACGCACUGGGUGAUUUUCAUUGUAAAGUCGGAAAACAUCCGGGAUGACUUGUAUCGUGUUGGUGACAUGGAUUGCUCUGGUCCAGCCGACGACCAGGAAAGUGCGCGGACCUGUUUUGUCGAUAUAGAGCCACUGGCACGGCUAUUCUGCACAGUCAACAACUAUUCAGCUGCACUUGGACUCGUGUCCGUGGCGAUCGUGUUCAAGUACUUGCGUCUGAAUUCGCGCUUGAAUUUACUGUGGCGUACGCUUCGCUUUGCAGCCAAAGACCUUCUCGCGUUUGUGAUCAUUUUCUUCACCAUUUUCUUUGGUUUUGCAGUGAUGGGAUUUCUGACGUUCGGUACAUUCGUGCGGCAGUACCAUUCACUGUCUGCGUCGCUGGCAAGUUGCUUCCAGAUGCUGUUGGGUGCGUUCGAUUACGAAGAGAUUCAUACUGCGAAUCCAACCAUGGCUGCGAUUUUCUUCUUCAGUUUCAUGAUCUCCAUUUAUCUCAUUUGUGUCAACAUGUUCAUCGCUAUUAUGAGCGAGUACUACUCGUUGGCUCAGAAUGAAAAGAAGGCCUUGGAAGAGAACAAGCGGCAGAACAUCGUUGUUGAUAGCAAAGAGAAGAAGGGAGAUGAAGACUUUUACGAUUCUCUGCAGUUUAUGGAUGUGGAGUAUGAUCUAGUUAAACAAGCUAAGAAUUGCAUCAAUGCUCUGCGGGUACGAGUGAAGAUGCCACCAGUCAAAGACGGCAAGUCAGAGCACCAUACCGAGCAGCUCGUCGUACGCGGCUUCCAGCGGGUUCUUCUUGUGGACUAUGACUAUCUCAUGUCGGAGCGAAAACGCCUUCAGCGGAAGUUUCGAGCUUGUGUGCAUCUCGUCAUGAUCUGUGGUAACUUGAUGCGGCAGAGCGACCCAGAAUUCGCCUUGCAAGUGGAGAUGGAAGUCGUUGGAGAGCGCCCGCGUCCUCGAGCCCAUUCUGCUGAGUCGGUUGCUGAUCUUGUCGAGUUUCCGGUCACCUACGUCCCUCUUUCAUCCUCUCUAGCGAGCACUGUUGAGAUUCUGAAGCGUUUGAAGCCAGGCAUGUCUAUCGAGAUCGACGAUGGUUCGCUAACGCGAGACCAGAUCACACUCGAAGUGCUCGGAGACCAGGACGAAUACAUUCCGUCCGGUUUGGGGUACCGACAGCAGCCUGUGAAGAUAGACGACAGCUACAGCGAGGCGACUGACGGAUAUCGUGUCCGCAUCAGUGAAGGCGUCAAUGGUGUUGAAACGAGCGGGAAUCGCCGCAACGGCAAGUUUGGUCUGCGGCACAAUCACCAAGCGAUCGGUGGAGCAGAUCACAUUCGCGCAUGCCGCGUGCUGUACAAUGGUAAUGUGUUGCUGGAUGGCAAUGAAACCUGCAUCAUGCCGCGCUCGACUUGGUUGCGCUACUUUGUUGAGUUCGUCGGGUGGGGCUACUUGAAGCGACAUUUGACGUGCAAGCGUAAGAAGAAGAAAACCCACCGCCUCGUAACAGAUGCUGAAGUGGAUGAGCUUAUUCAAGAAAGUUUUGUUGCACCCGGACGCGGUAUUUCGUGCAGAUUUGACGAGCUUGUGCGCAACUUCCGCAUGUUCAUUGCCAAGAAGGUGCAUACGCGCCGUCUUCAAGUUCCAAACCUCGAGGACCGUAUUUUCCAGGAGGUGAUUACGUUCCUUGAACGAUUUCCAUCAGCUGUCACUCCUUUGGAAAAGCGUGAAUUGGGUGGCUACAAGUACACGCCUCAACCGCUUGAUGUGCGUCACAUUCGAUUGCCGCACUCGAUCAACCUGCUGGCGGAGUUGUUAUCUCAAAAUGCACACGAAGUGUGGGCUGUGGGACGAAUCGAUCAAGGUUGGCGUUGGGGUCUCGAACGCGACAACGACUUGAAACUCCAUCCUGAUCUCGUGCCGUAUGAAGCGCUGACAGAACAGGACAAGCAGUACGACCGUGACACGUCCAUGUCGGCGCUCAAGGUCAUUACCGCAGUAGGUUAUGUGUUGGAGCCUCCAUCCAGCAACACCGAGCUGUUGGACGCAUUCGAGUUUGGCACCGCUGCAACUGAGCAAGGAGGCACGUACAUCCCCAAGCCGAUUCCGACGGAGGAUGUAAGUGUACCUCUGCACCUCCGUUCCGUGAUUGAGCUCCUGGCUGAAAACACGCACGAAGUGUGGGCACAGAUGCGCAUGGCGCAAGGGUGGAAAUUCGGUCCGCGGCGUCACGACACAAAGAAGGAGCACGACGGACUCGUGCCGUACAUUUACUUGACCCAAGACGAAAAGCAGAUGGACCGCAAUACGGCCAUGCAGACCGUGAAGCUGAUUCUGCGCUUCGGGUUCACGUUUGUGCACAAAGACCAGCGCUCCCGUGGGGGCAGGAGGAACCCCUCGAGUCGUAUCAAGGUCGUCGGGCGCAAUGAGAACCCCGAAGCGCGCAAUGUCAAGGAAGCUGUGACAAUGGCCAGAGGUGCCACGCGAGCGAAAUGCGCCUUCAUGGGUCGCGACAGUCCGUUUGCCGCUCCUGGCAGAUCGUCGUCGUCCCAUCUCUUCUCCAGCUCCGCUCCAGCUCCUGAACCAGCAGCGGUUGAAGCUCCAGAGCCUCGAGAUUCAUCGGAUGAUGCACGACCAAUAGCUCCAGCUCCGUCGUCGGGUGUGACCGCUGCGUCUUCGGGGGAUCGGACGACGCUGCUCGCUUCAGCUCCGUCGGUUUCUUCCACCGAGGAGUCAUUCGGAGACCGAUAG